CCCUUGGCCUUAAAGCCCUGAUAUUAAGCUUGCCUUCUAUGGCCUUUGUACUUUUCACGUUCGGCCUAGCACUCUUCGUUCAUGCCCCAGUUGCUGCUGCUACUGCUAUUUUAAAACCCCGAUUCACCUUCGUCCUCACUAUGCUUGGUCACAACUUGAAUGUGAUGUAAAGCCAACAACAGUGCUCAAAUCUUGUUCACCUGAUGAACACGAUAAGAGGUUAUGAUUUGCUAUUUUCAGACACGAGUGAACCGGGCGGACACAGAUCAACAGCCCUGGAUAUCCUGCAACGAUGUGCCCGCUUGCCCUUACCCGGUCGGGGGGGCAUUCAUCCUGGUGCACACUGCGGACAGCUCGGGGACCUGGAACAUGAUUAUAAAACUGCGAUCGGGUGGAGAGCAUUACGUCUUGUCGAGCCAUGGUGACGAUAGGAGGGAGCCAAAAUUCUCUGAGUCACGAGUCAAAGAGAAAUUUCGCGAAACGCUUCGGAAUGAGAGAUAUGGAAUUUGGGGCCAAGUGAAUCUCGGAACUGGAUGUAAGUAAUGGAAGUGGCCACUGUCGACAGAGAGAGCGGGGGAGGCGAAAGAAUUAAAAUAUGGGCCUCGUUGUCGAGCUCCAUGGAUUAUGCACUCGAGUGAGUCCACAUUCGGGGCCAGAAAUAGCUCCUUCGCUGCGGCUCUCCUCCUACAAAUGCACUGUGCUUGUCAUUAUGCGCUUCACGAGGAUCUGUACCAGAUGCAGCCCUGGCAGUCAACAUCUCCAGAGCUGGCUCUAAGGCGUUGACAAUGUCGAGAGUCAAACGGAUAGAUCAGGGCACGAGUCUCCCGACACAGCAUCUUCGGCCUCAGAUUCCCCCCUGGAACCGCUUUCUCCAUUCAUGUGCACACAUCUAGCUCGACUGCCACCCCUCCAAGCUUCAAUCUGAGAUUCUUCCGAGUACCCGAACCCAGCUGAGAUUCUUCGGAUGUGCUUCAGCAAUCGAAUCGAGUGAGAGCUCAGAGAGAGAGAGAGAGAUGCUGGUUGCCUUCAGGGACACGCAAAAGGCCCGAUCUUCUGAUUUCACGCUCGGACGUUCAACACAGUUUUCGGCAAGGCUUGCGUUGCGUUCCAACUGACCACUCACCAGCUCGCUUGGACCUGCGGCCCCCGAAAUAGCUGCCGCAUACAUGCUUACAGGCAACCCCUCACUUGCUGCGGCUGAAAGCAGUUCCACUUUGAUCAUGCUGUGAUCUCGCGGCAUGCCGCACGAUUAGGACCUUGUCUGCUCGGGCGCUCUCUCGCCCUCUCUCUCUUACAGGUCACAGAUGUGUUUAGUUUAGAAGGGAGCUGGCGCCGCCUGAGCUGCUGCAGCGGUGGCUGAUAGAGAGAGAGAGAGAGAGACGUGGUGGAUCUCGUCCAAUGCGCGCAUUUAAUUUAUUGUAGAAUAGAUCCGUGGAGAGCACUGUUCUAUGGAGACGAGGGGAUGGGUAUAAGUUUUGGAUUGUCUGCUUGGUGAAUGCGGGAACACUUGCCUCUGGUUGCUGCGGUCAUGGAGGGCGUGCAUCUGUGCAUGCUCUAGGAGAUUUCCUCCUGCAACCUCCGUCUGCAUCAAUGGAUCAUUGAGAUUCAGAGGUGCGCUCGGUGCCGCGCCAUUCAAACGAAGCGUCGAGACGAGACGAGACUAGAAAAGAAGGCCGGCACGAGGUCUGAGGUGGCUCUGUCCUCUCGUUCGUUGUUGUUGUCGUCAGAGGCGGCGGCAUUUCUUCUCGCUCGAGAAAUCAAGUGUCUGUCGGCCUGCUCAGCAUGGUUCGAGCCUGCACGGAGCUGUUCGGCUAUUCAAGCAUCGCAGAGUCCGAUGGUCCAUGUGCCGUCGUCGUGUGCCAUUUCCAUGGUGUGAUGAUCGAUCGACGAUCGAUGAUCGAAGAAGAGUGACUGAUGUCUCGGAGAGCCAUGAAAAAGGCCUAGAUUCUUUCGCAUGCCGUGCAGUUCCUUUCUCUGUUUUCUCUCCCGGUGAAGGCAGAAGCGAGAGCCCCAGUUGGUAGCCAGCCAGCGAAAGUGAGACAAAUUGGUCACGCAUUCGAAUUUGUCGACAAUCAUAAUCAUGGGGUUGAAGGAAUCGGAGGUGAUGAAUCUGGUGAACGCCGUCGUGCCACUCUACAUCUCCAUAGGAUUGGGGUACACGCUGUCGAAGCUGAAGGUGCUGUCGUACGAGGUGCAUUAUCAAGGAAUCGUCACCUUCUGCUUCAAGGUCACCACUCCGCCGCUCGUGUUCCAGAUGGUGGCCAACAACAACCCGUACCUGCUGAACCUUCGUCUGAUCGGAGCCGACGUCUUGUGCAAAGCCAUCGUGCUGGUCGUGCUUGGUCUGAGCUGCGUCUGGCGGCCCACGGCGCAGCAUGUGGCUUGGGUCAGUGUCUACUUCAAUCUGGCCACCAUGUCCAACACCGUCCUCAUUGGAAUUCCUCUUCUCACUGCACUGUAUCCCGGCACGGAGAAGGACAUCACGGCCCUCGUGUUCUUGCAGUGCUUGAUUUGGUUCAGCGUGUGCAUCUUCAUUCUCGAGCUCCAUAAAGUGCUUGUCCAGUACGAUCCAAAGCAAGCUCAUGAGGAUCCGGUACACGCCGUCGUUGAUGUGGAGAAGGAAGGAGGUGAGCCUGGAUUCGGAGGCAAUGACCUGAUGAAUGUCGAACAUAGGAUCGGGGCAAGAGUUGCUCAAGGAAGUCCAGCUGCGGGAGAUGAAUCAGCGCUCAAACACACCCUCGCUAUCGACUUACAGACGAAGAGCGUUACACCGAUACCUGAGGCGAGGGUUCUCAGGGUUUCCAAAUUUUAUCUGGUGAAACGAAUCACGAUGACCGUCGCAAUGAACUUCGUCAAAUCGCCCAUUGUUUGGUCCAGCAUCAUCGGCUUCACAUAUGCACUGCUAAAUUUCAGAUUCAAUGACGGAAAACCGCUACCAGUUAUCAUCAAGUCCAGCGUUGCACUCUUGGCCAACUGCACCCUUGGGAUGGCCAUGUUCAUGCUAGGUAUGCAUAUGGCUGCGCAACCAACACUGAUAUCAUGUGGACUACAUAGAGCACUGAUGGGUGCUGUUCUCAGAUUCUUCGUCUCGCCUGCUGUUAUGGCCGUUGCUUCGACAAUCGUCGGUCUCCAUGGGGAGAUAUUCCGCUUUGCUGUUAUGCAAGCCAUGAUCCCUCAAGCAAUCACUAGCUUCGUUUUUGCUUGUAACUACCACGUACAUGAGGACAUUUUCAGCACAGCGGUGUGGUUUCAAACCCUAAUUUUCUUCCCUUUCGCGCUCGCUCUGUACACCAUCCUAAAUCUGAGCGCUUGAUCUUCAGUUCGCAAUGGCGGCCGAAAAUUCUUUGAAUAAGAAUCAGAUUCUUCAGGAGUCAGGGGCUAGAACGAAGGCGAAACUCGCGCAAGCUUGUUUGCUGCCAUAUCCGCGAGACUCAAACCGGGCGAUCGAUGGAUGGAAGGAUGGGUCGACUGGUUGGGGAAUGAGAACUGAGGAAGUUCAAGGUUUGGUAAGGUGCGUGUACUCAUGAGACAAAUCUGCCGUCACCGAAGCAAAAGUUGGCUAUGGUAGCCGACUCCGUUGAGUCGUGCGUGGGUCUCAACGGUCUCGAUUCCGAAGUUGCUCGCCGAUUCUGAUGAGUUUACAUAUCGAUGUACAAAUUAGUUUUUCAAUCUUCGACAUAUUUUAGCGGAACUUACUGUUUAUACUUCAGUCACGGUCAGGACUGCGGUGUCAGCUCUCGGGGGUGGGUUCUGUGAUCAUGACCUCGAUCGAUGCCUUGCACCUCUCGUGGAUGUUGUUGGCAAGAUGAUCGUCUAAAUCACUCCGCCUCCGUCGUCGCUGCAGCGUCCUGGCUCGGCUGAACCCUUCUUGUUAGUGCACACGGGCAGAGUUCGACACAAACGUGACGUAGAUUUCGAUACAAGUUAAUGAAGACUGUCAGAACUCAGGCACUGAUUCAGUUGAUGUAAUCCCUAGUUAUGCCCGAAGACAUCCGGCCGGAUGUCUCGACAAGAAAGGUUUAGCAACCUCUUUUUUGUAGCGGGACAUUCCCUUGAAAUAGAAGUGACGAGGAAAUCAAUAGAAGGCAAUUCGCUGUUCUUGCCCAGGCAGAGGCAACAGUGCUUUCUUUGCACUCAAACUGCAAGAGAUAUGAUGUUCAUUCCGAUGCGAAACCUUCCACUUUC
Marchantia polymorpha subsp. ruderalis is the source of this 4185-nucleotide messenger RNA. The record is from the annotation of a GenBank genome assembly. NCBI's taxonomy places the organism in Eukaryota, Viridiplantae, Streptophyta, Marchantiopsida, Marchantiales, Marchantiaceae.